Lachancea lanzarotensis is the source of this 1503-nucleotide messenger RNA. RefSeq names its product LALA0S05e09780g1_1. Gene Ontology annotation, molecular function: transmembrane transporter activity. Gene Ontology annotation, biological process: transmembrane transport. Lineage: Eukaryota; Fungi; Ascomycota; Saccharomycetes; Saccharomycetales; Saccharomycetaceae. Bases 1 to 1503 code for a protein of 500 amino acids. The transcript has a single exon. The record is from RefSeq and is a predicted model, not a curated record.
AUGGUGUACCAGCACUUUUGUCAUAAAAGAAGCCGACUGCAUUUUAGCCUUGGGCGUAAUGUGAUCAACUCUUCGCGUACCAUCAGAAUGAGCGAACGUGACAUGGCCUCUAAAGAGCAGAGCAUCGAGUAUUCUGAAGAUGUUGUUAAUGAGAAUGCCACAACCGACGUUUUCUCGGAUGCUCGCAAGAACGCCGUAGUAGCGAUAUGCUCUGCGGCCUGUUUCCUCACACCAAUGGCAGGGCUGGCGUUCCUGCCGGCAGUACCAACCAUUGCACGGCGCUUUCACACAACAAGCUCAAUGAUUAAUAUCUCCAAUGCUGUGUACAACGUGUGCAUGGGUCUUUCGUGUUUUUGGGCGCCGUUUAGUGAUACCUACGGCAGAAAGCCAGCUUUUCUAAUUUGCAUGUUCUUUUGUGUGUUGUCCACGGUACUAGUUGGUUGCUCCCAGAACUUAGCCAUGUUUUUUAUAUUCCGUGCAACAACUGCAUUUUUUGGCACGGCCUUCUUUACCAUCGGUGCCCAGGUUAUUGGGGACAUCUACCCGCCAGAAAAGCGAGGCGGCGCAAUGGGAUGGAAUAUCGCUGGAAGUCAGAUCGGACCUCCGCUGGGGCCCACCUUUGGAGCUAUUAUAGUGACGUAUUCGUCUUGGAGAUUGAUAUUUUACAUUUUGGCAAUUCUAGGCGGCAUAAUGUUCGUGCUCGGAUUUUUUUUCCUGCCCGAAACCAAACCCAAUAAUCGGCAUGUCGCAGCGGUCCGCGACUUUAAUGCACGGCCGGAGGUAUUGGCGGAUCCUUCCAAGAAAAGAAGGUUUGUUUUCUUACCUUUCAACUUUGUGCGUCCGAUAACAUCACUCAAAUAUCCUAGUCUCAUCUUAGCAGGCAUAGCUUCGAUGGCCCUAAUGUACAACAUGUACUCGUUACUGACGCCAAUCCGGCUCGUGGUAGAUCCGCGUUUUGGCAUCACGGUACCGCUGUACGGGGGGCUUUUCUAUCUAGCGCCAGGUAUGGGCUACCUGGUGGGAUCGCUCAUGGGCGGCAAGUUGUCAGAUUACCAGGUGAGGAAAAGCAUCCAAAAGCGUGGCAGGCGUGUUCCCGAGGAUCGGCUGCGAAUAACUCUCGUGUUUUUUGGCGUGUUCAGUCCCGCGUCCAUGAUCGCGUACGGCUGGUCGAUACAGACACGAAAAGGCGGGUACGCCCUGCCAGUGAUCAGCAUGUUUCUGAACGGGCUAUGCCAGACAUGCGUCUUCCCAACGAUAAACAGCUACUGCAUAGAUUCGAUGGCAGUGGAGAUCGGCGGCGGCGCGGUUGGCGGCAACUAUAUGAUACGCUUUUUUGCGUCGGCGGUAGGGUCGGCAACCUGUCUGCAAGCGAUCAAUAACGUUGGAAUCGGGUGGACAUCCACUAUUUCGGCAGCAGUGCUUGUUGUAGGGGCCAUCGCGACUGUCGUUCUGGUUCUUUACGGGGAGCGGAUGCGGGGAGGAGCAGCGCGAAGUACUAUGUAG